Molecule: messenger RNA, 3849 nt
Organism: Girardinichthys multiradiatus
Lineage: Eukaryota; Metazoa; Chordata; Actinopteri; Cyprinodontiformes; Goodeidae
Gene: chrd
Product: chordin
Exons: 21
Coding region: 301-3177 (958 amino acids)
Biological process (GO): multicellular organism development
Molecular function (GO): protein binding
Source: RefSeq, a predicted model, not a curated record
GGAGGCUAUAAAACAGAGAGGGGCGGCUCUGAAGAGGCAGCUCAUUUUUGGGGGAAAUACACACAGUACAGUUACUUUGCGCUCUGCCUGCGGGGAAAAAACCUUCUGGCUGAGAUUGAUGAUUUAAAACAGGCGACGUUUGACCCAAUAAUAGCGGACAGUUGGAGGCAACGAGGACACAUUGCAUUUUUUUGUCAGCCUGAAUGAGAAUUGGCGUUGACAGGCUGCCAAAGAAGAAAUCGUUGGGUGUUUUUUUUUUUUGAGAGAAAGGAAGUAAAGGCUGCUUUGUGAAAGUCUGGGAUGCUGGCUCCCCGAGCGCUCCGCUCCUGGCUCUGCGCACUGAGCUGCUGGUGGCUUCACACCGGAACAGCUUCGCGCCUCAAGACUCCUGCGCUGCCCAUCCAGUCCGAGAGAGAGCCGCUGCCCUCCAAAGGCCUGGCAGGAUGCUCAUUUGGAGGUCGAUUUUACUCCCUGGAGGACACCUGGCACCCAGAUCUGGGGGAGCCCUUUGGUGUCAUGCACUGUGUCCAGUGCCACUGCGAACCUCAAAAGAGUCGCCGUGGGAAGGUGUCGGGAAAGGUAAACUGCAGGAACAUCAAGCAGGACUGUCCAAACCUGGAGUGUGAUGACUCUGUCCUGCUUCCAGGACACUGCUGUAGAACCUGUCCAAAAGAUUCAAAUGACAAAAAGCAAACUGACUCUAUGCUGGACAGCUUUGAGUAUUUCCAUGAGAAGGGCAAAGAGGACGACCUCCACAAAUCCUACAACGACAGAUCCUACCUGAGCUCUGAGGACACAGGCUUCGUAGAGAGCCGGACAGAUUUUGUAGCAUUGUUGACAGGGGUGACAGACUCAUGGCUGCCCAGCUCCAGUGGAGUUGCCAGAGUUCGUUUUUCUCUGACCAGAACCACACUGACCUUCUCUGUGACAUACCAAAGAAUCGGCCGCCCCAGUAAAAUAGCCAUCCUGGACUCAGAUGGGACUCCUGCUUUUGAAUAUAAAGUCCCUAAAGGACAAGCAGACAUGAUCUGUGGAGUGUGGAAGAAUCUGGCGAAACCUGUCUUGCGACAGCUGCAGUCUGAGCAGAUGCGCAUCAGCAUGACCACAUCCACGGGCAGACGAGAAGAGGUGGAGGGCAAGAUCAUCAAACACAGGGCGCUGUUUGCCGAGACAUUCAGUUCAAUCCUGACCUCAGAGGAGGAGAAUGCGGGAAUGGGAGGCAUCGCUAUGCUGACACUGAGUGACAGUGAGAACAACCUCCACUUCAUCCUCAUCCUACAGGGUCUCAUCAGACACAAGGACAAAGAGCCGGUUUUGGUGCCAAUCCGAGUCCAGCUGAUGUACCGCCAACAUGUCCUGAGAGAGAUCCGGGCAAACAUCACCUCUAACGAUCCAGAUUUUGCAGAGGUGCUGACAGACCUGAACAGCCGAGAGUUGUUUUGGUUAUCGCGUGGUCAGCUGGAAAUGGCAGUGGCGACUGAGGGUCAGGAUCCCCGACAAAUCUCUGGCUUCAUCACUGGGAGAAAAUCUUGUGACACUAUUCAGAGUGUGAUGUCCAGUGGCAAUGCAUUGAUCCCAGGGAAGACAGGAGGGGCGGGAUCUGCUGUCUUUAACCUCCAUGAUAACGGAACGCUGGACUACCAGGUUCAGGUUGCAGGUCUCACAAGUGAUGUGGUGGGUCUCACAAUAGAGCUGAAGCCGCGGCGUCGAAACAAGCGCUCCAUCCUAUAUGAUUUAACACCGGAGUAUAGCAAGCCUACGGGGCAGGCGGUAGGCAGCUGGAGUCGACUGGAGGCGCGACAUGUCCACAUGCUGCUGCAGAAUGAGCUCUUCAUCAAUGUGGCCACAGCACACAGCCAGGAGGGGGAGCUCAGGGGUCAAAUCAAGGCCCUGCCUUACAGUGGUCUGGAGGUGCCCAGAGAUGGUGAGGACCGAUGGAACGAGGAGGGCUGGAGUUGUGAGCUGCCCACUCCUCUUGCUGGACAUUUUGUGUCCCCACCAGUAAGAACUGGUGCAUCUGGCCAUGCCUGGGUUUCAGUGGACAAACAUUGCCACCUGCACUAUGAGAUAAUUGUCGCAGGCCUUAGUAAGACAGACGAUGUGGCUGUGAACGCUCACCUGCAUGGACUGGCUGAGAUCGGAGAGCUGGAUGACAGCAACACAAAUCACAAGAGGCUGCUGACAGGUUUCUACGGCUCUCAGGCCCAGGGUGUUUUAAAGGACAUGAGUGUUGAACUAUUGCAACAUCUGGACCAGGGAACAGCCUUCAUCCAAGUCAGCACCAAGAUGAACCCUCAGGGAGAAAUACGAGGACGGGUCCAUGUUCCAAACACCUGUAAGUUUGGUGCCCCAGCGGAGGUGGAAGAGGCAGAGUUUGACGACCUUUUUCUUAAUGACCCAGAGGAGCUGAAGAAAGACCCAAAUACCUGCUUCUUUGAGAACCAGCACCAUGCUCACAGCUCUCGUUGGACUCCCAGCUACGAUAAGUGUUUCACAUGCAGCUGUCAGAAGCGAACAGUGAUCUGUGAUCCAGUUAUCUGUCCAGAGCUGACUUGCUCCAGAACUAUUCAGCCUGAGGACAAGUGCUGUCCUGUCUGUGAUGAAAGGAGGGAGCCUAAGGACAUGAAAGCACCAGAGGCGGUGGAAGAACAUCUCGAAGGUUGUUACUUUGAAGGCGACCAGAAGAUGCAUGCCCCAGGAACCACAUGGCAUCCCUUUGUUCCUCCGUUUGGAUACAUUAAAUGUGCUGUCUGCACUUGCAAGGGCUCUACAGGGGAGGUCCACUGUGAGAAGGUGACGUGUCCCGCGCUGACCUGCAGUCUCCCAGUGAGACGGAGCCCCUCUGACUGCUGUAAGGAGUGUCCUGAAGAAGAAAGAACCCCUGCAGGCCUGGAGCUCAGUGACAUGAUGCAAGCGGAUGGCCCACGAUACUGCAAAUUUGGAAAGAACGUUUACCAGAACAGCGACAGCUGGCAUCCCUGGGUACCGCUGGUGGGUGAGAUGAAGUGCAUCAACUGCUGGUGUGAUCAUGGAGUUACUAAGUGUCAAAGGAAACAGUGUCCAGUGCUGACCUGCUCUAACAUCACCCGUACAGAGAGCUCAUGCUGUCCUGAAUGUGCUGAUAACAAACAGGAAGCUGAUCUGAUGACAAAAACACCAGGCAAAAGACGAACCUAGAGACAAUGAUGAUGUGAAAUGCCCCCACUCCUGAGAUGAGCCCCAACCCCCCGUUUUUAGGAAACCCAGCACCGUACUCUUCCCCAUCCCACACAGACAUGUUCCCAGAGCUGCACACUGGGACCCCUUUUCACUCCUGACCCGACACCCACCCUGUUAUCAGCUUUAAGAUUGUAAUGAGGAGAGCCGUGCAGAGACUGGAGGGAGUUCAAAUGCAAAAUAAAAACUUUUUAAGUGAAGCAUCGAAGCUUUGGUGAGGACCAACCUAAUGUUACUCACAUGUUGCCUUCAGUGUUGUUGAAGUUUAACCGUCGCUACACAGCUGCUCAUCGGACUGAAAUCCAGCAGGAUUUUAAAUAGCAAGCAUUGGGAGUAAAAAGCAGUUUGUAUCGACAGAGCUUCUUUUUGAAGCAUAGCCAUAGCUGCUGCGGUUCCCACUGGACACAACGAUGGAAAGUGUUACUUAAGAUGGCUUGAGUGUGUGAAUGUAGGUAUCUGUGUGUGUUUCUUUUACUUAUUUUGGUGUUUGAUAGUGGAAGUGAAUAGAAGUGUAUCUGCUCACCGGCCUACAGCUUUCGUUUGUUGUAAGAAAAUAUUUCUACUCUGUAUGAAUCUCAUUCCUAAUAAGAUCACAGUUUUUCUGGGAUAUUAAAACACCCUCUGUUUAUAUCA